UCCCUCGCGCGCCGCCAGGAGGGGCUGGAUGGUGACGCCGGGCAGGGGGGCUCCAUGAUGUUAGGGGCUGUGAAGAUGGAAGGGCACGAGACCAGCGAGUGGAACAGCUACUACGCCGAGACGCAGGAGGCCUAUUCGACGGUGCCCGUGAGCAACAUGAACGCCGGCCUGGGCUCGAUGAACUCCAUGAACACGUACAUGAGCAUGAACGCCAUGACCACCAGCGGCAACAUGACCACGUCGGGCUCCUUCAACAUGUCCUACGCCAACCCCGGCCUGAGCCUCAGCCCCGGCGGGACGGGCGGCGCCAUGAACAGCAUGUCGGCCAUGGGCUCCGCGCUGAGCCCGGGGGGCAUGGGCUCCAUGGGCGGCCCGCAGGCCCCCCUGAACGGCCUGGGCGCCUACCACGGGGCCAUGGCGCCCUGCAUGAGCCCCAUGGGCUACGCGCCGGCCAACCUGAGCCGCGGCCGCGAGGCCAAGAGCUUCAAGCGCAGCUACCCGCACGCCAAGCCGCCCUACUCGUACAUCUCGCUCAUCACCAUGGCCAUCCAGCAGGCGCCCAGCAAGAUGCUGACGCUGAGCGAGAUCUACCAGUGGAUCAUGGACCUCUUCCCCUACUACCGCCAGAACCAGCAGCGCUGGCAGAACUCCAUCCGCCACUCGCUCUCCUUCAACGACUGCUUCGUCAAGGUGGCCCGCUCGCCCGACAAGCCCGGCAAGGGCUCCUACUGGACGCUCCACCCGGACUCGGGCAACAUGUUCGAGAACGGCUGCUACCUCCGGCGCCAGAAGCGCUUCAAGUGCGACAAGCAGGCCGGCGGCUGCGGGGCCAAGGGCGGCCAGGCCGGGGGAGGAGGAGGAGGAGGGGGGGGCGGCGGCCCCGGAGGGGAGGGCAGGAAAGACCCGGCCGGCUCCGGCUCGCCUCUGCACCGCGGCCAGCCCAAGGGGGGCCAGCUCGAGGCCGCCCCGUCCAACCGCGGCGGCGCCGCCAGCCCCCAGGCCCUGGACCACAACGGCAACGGCGCCGAGCUCAAGCCGUCGGUGGCGGCCGCGGCGGCCGCGGCGGCGGCAGCGGUGGCGGCGGCCGCCUCGGUCCAAACGGGCCCCGCCUUGGCCUCGCUGGGCCACCCGGGCCACUCGCUGGGCCACCACGAGUCGCAGCUGCACCUCAAGGGCGACCCCCACUAUUCCUUCAACCACCCCUUCUCCAUCAACAACCUCAUGUCCUCCUCGGAACAGCAGCACAAGCUGGACUUCAAGGCCUACGAGCAAGCGCUGCAAUAUUCCUCCUACGGGGCCGGCUUGCCCAGCGGCUUGCCCCUCGGCAGCGCCUCCAUGGGCGGCAGGGGGGGCAUCGAGCCCUCGGCCCUGGAGCCCUCCUACUACCAAGGUGUGUAUUCCAGACCCGUCCUAAACACCUCUUAGCUGGCA
Euleptes europaea (tarantolino) is the source of this 1431-nucleotide messenger RNA. It is a transcript of the gene FOXA1, whose product is annotated as forkhead box A1. The transcript has 2 exons. Gene Ontology annotation, biological process: anatomical structure morphogenesis; cell differentiation; regulation of transcription by RNA polymerase II. NCBI's taxonomy places the organism in Eukaryota, Metazoa, Chordata, Lepidosauria, Squamata, Sphaerodactylidae. The coding region runs from base 55 to 1425 and encodes 456 amino acids. Gene Ontology annotation, molecular function: transcription factor binding; protein domain specific binding; RNA polymerase II cis-regulatory region sequence-specific DNA binding. The record is from RefSeq and is a predicted model, not a curated record.